AUGCCGGGCGGCCGCCCCUCCGCAGAGCCUGUGGACGUGUCACCAGCCCAGAGCCCGGUGGUAGAGACGGAGUCCACCUGGCUCACCUACACCGACUCGGACGCGCCGCCCAGCGCCGCGGCCACCGACAGCGGCCCCGAGGCGGGCGGCCUGCACGCGGGUGUGCUGGAAGAUGGACCGUCCUCCAAUGGUGUGCCCCGAUCCACAGCUCCGGGUGGAAUGUCCAACCCAGACAAGAAGCUGAGCUGUGGGACCCAGUGCCCGAAUCCCCAGAGCCUCAACUCAGGCCCUCUGACCCAGAAACAGAAUGGCCUUCGGACCGUGGAGGCUAAAAGAGAUGCUAAGCGAAUGUCCGCAAAAGAAGUCACCAUUAACGUUACAGACAGUAUCCGACAGGUGGACAGAAAUCGAAGAAUGGCGAAGAACUGUGUUAACUAGCAGAGUGUUCCACUAGAAGGGCAGGUGGACUUCUUUGGCGCCCUCUGCAUGCUGGACCCCAUCAAGGAAUCUUGAAGAAGUGGGUGGCCCUUGCUGGAUGGGAAUAAUGCAGCUGCCUUGAGAGACUGUCUUACCUGGCAGGCCAAUGGCCACCUGGGCUUCUGGGACAUUCUCAGCCUCCUGCUUGCCGCGUAAAUGAAUUGGCACAGUACUUGCAUAGGGUAAUAAGCUGCAAAUGUGCAGUCAGUUUGCCUGUUUGCAACUCCUGCAGUGUGGUCUCAUGUAAAAGAGGUGAGCGAAAGCCGUAGGUGGGCUAAUGAAACAGAAAAGUAGGAGUAGGUUUCCUGGUGAGAAAUGCUCGCAUGGGUUCCAAGCUCUCCUGCCCAUGGUCGUGUGCGCUGUUCCGGCCUAGUUUAUGCUUUCGUUCUUUCAUUCUGAAUACUACCAUCAGAACGCUGACCGUGUUCACUUACAAGCUGUCUUUCACCCAGAUGCAAAUCCAGAUCCGGGAGAAAUCACGAACAGGAAAAUUCCCGGCUAUACUUGUUUCCUUAGCUCAGUAGGAGACACAUUCAGAUCCACUUUCACACGAACUAACCCCCCAACACCCACAGUGUGUUUUGGGAGCCCUCCAUGAUGCAGUCACAGCCAUUUCUCGUCUGCCUUCAAUGUCCCCCCAUACCGGUGUCCACAUCAGCCUCCGUACCGCAAUAUCGUGGUCACUGUGGUCAACGCACCCAACCUAGGACGCCCCUCGGGGCUCAGCCACACACUACGCUUUCAAAGCUUUCCAGGUCUCUUUGCUUGUGCUCUUAAGUGUUUGCUGUCUCUGGCUGGGUCAUUUGCAAUUGCUGAUCAAAGUGCGGACACAGCUCACAAGAGGGAGAUAAUCCAGAACCCAUCAGCAGCACACACGGCUUCGCUUGGGGCGCUCGGACAUGGCGCCGGGACUGCAUCAUCUGCUGUGUGCGAAGGCAUCGCUUUGGAAAGCCCGGACCUGGUUGCUGUGCAUUCACGCUGACGUGAGAUUGACGCGCACUGUGUUACACAUCAGAGGCAGUAAAAAAAUGUCUUGAUAGAUUACAGUUAUCUAACAUCUCUUUAAACAUGUUAAGUGGAAGUAUCUUCUUCCAAAGUAACGUAACAUGAUUUGUAAAGGACUGUUAACAUGCCUGGAUUGGGAAAGGUAGGACUAAAGGUGUACCAGACGAUACCGAUAAACUCCAUGUUUAGCAGAAAGAGGCAGCCUGACGGUGUGUGUUUAUAUGACAUGGUCCAGAGAAUUGACAUGCCUAGAUUAAAAUUUAGAAACUCAGCCUCAUUACCUGCCAAUUUUAUUCCUCAAACACAAGCAAACAGUGACCGACCCUUCCUUCCUUCCUUCCUUCCUUCCUUCCUUCCUUCCUUCCUUCCUUCCUUCCUUCCUUCCUCCCUCCCUCCCUCCCUCCCUUCCUUCCUUCCUUCCUUCCUUCCUUCCUUCCUUUCCGUAGACUGUGUAUUUAUUCAUUUAGGAUUAAAUACCAACCCUGCACCAGGCACCUUACAGAUGCUGAGAGAUUUGGAGUCUAGCCAGUCACACUUGUAUAUCCUGAAUCUAACAGCGGACCUUAAUAACUAGGGGACUACCUUCGGCCCUAAGGUAUAGGGUGUGUUGUGAAUUGCUCUGCAGUGGAACUCACUUUUACAUUCAGAAUAGAUUUCUCUCUUAAACCCUAUAUCUGGGCGUUCUCCUGAUCAUUGCACAAGCCUUUGCCCUGCACAAAACUAGUUUUCCUAAGCCUCUAUCAUUUUGUGGUUCUUCGAGAAAGGGAUUUUAGGGAACUUCAUGUUCUGAAAGUGAAAAAAUAAUGAUAAAAGCAAACCUGUGAUUCCUAUGGCCCCACUGGCAUUACUCAGCAGGAGCUUAGGACCAACUGCCUAAGGUCGGCAAUGAUCCUGUAAGUUCAAGGCCUUGUUCUCCCAGGGCACGUGUGUCGUGUUUCUGUGUGGGGUGUUCCUGCCCCCCUCGUGUGCUGUCAGUCGUAGACGACACCAGUUUCUCUUCACAUCCUUGUUUUUGCCUAACUUAACUGCUGCAAGCUGUUUGGGAUUUAACUCAAGAGGGUGUCUCUCUCAUAGAAACAAGGUCUCACUCCUGGGAGAGAAGGGAAUGAAGGGCGUAUAUGAUCUGCCGCUCCCUGGAACACUCUGGAUUUCACAAAGACAGUGAUCAGAAGUUAAACCAUGCUACUGGAAACUCAUCUGGAAAUUUUUUCACGUGUGUAUGAUGCAAGAACCUAGUCUCAUGAUCCUAUUAACGUCACACUUUCUAUUGCAAAGUUUGUGUCAAUAAAGUCAUCAAUU
Messenger RNA from Ailuropoda melanoleuca (giant panda), 2781 nucleotides. It is a transcript of the gene BAALC, whose product is annotated as BAALC binder of MAP3K1 and KLF4. The coding region runs from base 1 to 438 and encodes 145 amino acids. The record is from RefSeq and is a predicted model, not a curated record. The transcript has 4 exons. Gene Ontology annotation, cellular component: cytoplasm. NCBI's taxonomy places the organism in Eukaryota, Metazoa, Chordata, Mammalia, Carnivora, Ursidae.